This is a messenger RNA of Haliotis rufescens (red abalone), 6207 nucleotides long. RefSeq names its product ankyrin repeat and KH domain-containing protein mask-like. NCBI's taxonomy places the organism in Eukaryota, Metazoa, Mollusca, Gastropoda, Lepetellida, Haliotidae. Gene Ontology annotation, molecular function: protein binding. The record is from RefSeq and is a predicted model, not a curated record. The coding region runs from base 1 to 4311 and encodes 1436 amino acids. The transcript is spliced from 3 exons.
AUGGAAGGAAAUCCCGACUCACGUGACCAUCAGAUGACAAGAUGGCUCGCUGAGGAAGCAGCUGAGGUACUGAGGGCGACUGAGCAAGGGAGACAACCUACCUCUAUAUCUGCAACACAGCAUAACUACAGUGGUCCUGUAUCUCAGGUGGACUUGACCAAUGCUUCCAAUGUCUCCGUCUCCGUCGGGGAACAAGGAGCUAGAGGAUGUCUGUCACAAGAACGUUUCUGUCAGAAGGUGGGACGCGUAAAGGAGUAUUUUGUGGACAUCCAUGCCCUUCAGACAGCCAAACAACUCCUUGAGACACAUGGCCAUGUCACCGUCUGUGGAGCUCCUGGAGAUGGUAAGACCAGCAUUGCUCUGAUGAUCUGUGAGGCAUAUCAACAAAAGAAAUAUGAAACAGUGUUUGUGGAACACAUUGAACAUUUUGACGUUGAUACAAUUUCUAAAAGGCAGUCGCACAUGCUGGUUGUUUUCGAUGAUAUAUUUGGCUCUGUCACAUUCAGUGCAAAUGUGGAAAAAAUUCGUACAUUGUUCAGUGCCUUGGUUGAUGAUCUUGCUAAAACUGCUGCUGAUACAGAGUGGGAUUCAAAGAAGAAGAAAGAAAAACAAUCCAAAGCUAAGGAACAAUCCAAUGAAGAAGCCCCCAUCUACAGCCUGAAGCUUGUGUUUACAUCCAGGACAUACAACUGGAAGGAAGGAUGUUCAAAACUACAUCAGUACAAAGUGGACCUACUUAAAACAGAAGCUGUUCUUAAUAUGACCAAAGACUGUCUAACGGUUGAAGAGAAGAAACGUAUGUUACGUUCCUACAAGACCAACCAUCCUACAAGUGAUAUCUCUGAAAAGGAUAUUUGUAGCAUCACAGAUUCAAAAUACAAUAUGUUUGGAUUCCCUCUUGUCGGCAGACUCUUUUUCACCAAUGCAGUUUUCCAGAUGCACAUCCUGAAAUUCUUCAAUCACCCAUUGACCUACCUGAGAGGUGACCUUGACACCAUUGUCCGGGAAGAAAGCAACAGAUCGGCAGCCAUCAUCAUCCUCAUCCUGUGUGAUGGAAGUCUCAACCUUGUUUCUUUGCAGUCACGGAAGUCUGGAAAUGACAUGUUUGAUGCUGUGAAGGAAGUAGUUCCUUGUUGUACACGCACCGGCAUUGCCAAGGAGAUCAACAACUUUACUGGGAUCUACUGUACAGUCGAGGAUCACAUCGCAUCUUUCUCUCACCCCUCCAUAUAUGAUGCUGCAGCCUGUUCUGUAGGACACCUCAAUAUCGUGUUGCUGCUGGAACACUGCUCCCUGAAGUUCUUGUAUGAAAGAGUGAGGCUGAGUAAAGGUAUACACUCAUCAGACAUUGAUGAUGUGACAAACAUGAUCUACAUCACUCCCCAACUACACCAAACAGUAGUGAACAGACUGGUGGAAGGUAUACGACAAGGAUGCUUCAUUUGGACAGUAAAACAUCCAGUUCUCCGUGAUGAGAGGAUUGCCUCCCUAGUAUGGACAGAGAUUGAGGAUAACAUUGUUGAGAUUGUCCUACAAAAAAAUAAGGAUUCUGAAGAUUGUUUUUUGGUUUUGGUUUCCAUAUCUGAAAGUUACUUUCUAUUCUCAAAAUGUUUAGAUGUUGUCAGAAGACUGGGUGACACUGCACCUGAUCUAUAUGCUUGUGUGGUAGCCUGUGUUACACAUGGCAAACUGAAACACCUGGAACACCUGGUUAGAGUGAUGUGUCCACAUGGAGGAUUCAAUGUUGAAUAUAGCAUAGAUGGGCAAACACUCCUGCUCAUGGCUGCCAAGUCAGGACAUACAGAGGUGUUCAACUUUCUCAGACGAAAAGAUGCUGAUACUUCAGCGAGGGACUGGGAAGGAAAGACGUGUUUGCAUUAUGCCUGUGAAUCAGGAAACAUGGCCUUGACAACAAAGGCGAUUGAAACGUGUCCUGUUUUAAUAAAUUUAAUGAGUUACGAGGGUUUAACACCUGCAAUGCUUUGUGCCAAAGCAGGACACCUUGAUAUCCUGAAGUUCCUUAAACAAAAAGGGGCCGAUCUAACGCUUACCAACAAGACAGAUUGUUUGCAUUUAGCGAGUGAAAAUGGCAAUCUGUCAACUGUGAUAUUUUUAAUUUCAUUGAAAGCAUUUGAUGUGAACAAGAAGAAAACACGUUUGAGGCAAACAGCAGCUAUGAUGGCAGCAAAAGGAGGACACUAUGGUGUUUAUCAGCACCUUGUAUCUGAGGGCGCAGAUCUGACCCUUACUGAUGAAGACGACAAAGACUGUCUGAUGUUGGCUUGUGAAGGAGGUACCAUAUUUAUUGUAAAACACAUCCUAUCCAUGAAAACAUGUGACAUCAACAGACGGGGAGGAUAUAGGAAACAAACACCAAUUAUGAUGGCAUUGGAAGAAGGACACUAUGAUGUAUAUCAUCUCCUUGUAUCUGAGGGUGCAGAUCUGACUCUUACUGAUGAAUACAACAAAGACUGUUUGAUGUUGGCAUGUGAAGGAGGUUAUAUUUCUAUUGUGAAACACAUCCUAUCCCUGAAAACAUGUGACAUCAACAGACGGGGAGGAGAGCUGAAACAAACACCAAUGAUGAUGGCAUUGGAAGAAGGACACAAUGAUGUUUAUCAUCUCCUUGUAUCUGAGGGUGCAGAUCCGACCCUUACUGAUGAAUACAACAUAGACUGUCUGAUGUUGGCAUGUGAUAGAGGUAAGAUAUCUAUUGUGAAACACAUCCUAUCCCUGAAAACAUGUGACAUCAACAGACGUGGAGGAUGGCGGAAACAAACACCAAUUAUGAUGGCAUUGGAAGAAGGACACUAUGAUGUAUAUCAUCUCCUUGUAUCUGAGGGUGCAGAUCUGACUCUUACUGAUGAAUACAACAUAGACUGUUUGAUGUUGGCAUGUCAAGAAGGUAACAUAUCUAUUGUGAAACACAUCAUAUCAAUGAAAACAUGUGACAUCAACAGACGGGGAGGAGAGCUGAAACGAACACCAAUGAUGAUGGCAUUGGAAGGAGGACACUAUGAUGUUUAUCAUCUCCUCGUAUCUGAGGGUGCAGACCUGACCCUAACUGAUGAAUACAACAUAGACUGUUUGAUGUUGGCAUGUGAAGGAGGUUAUAUUUGUAUUGUGAAACACAUUCUAUCCCUGAAAACAUGUGACAUCAACAGACGGGGAGGAUAUAGGAAACAAACACCAAUGAUGAUGGCAUUGGAAGAAGGACACAAUGAUGUUUAUCAUCUCCUUGUAUCUGAAGGUGCAGAUCUGACCCCUACUGAUGAAUUCAACAUAGACUGUCUGAUGGUUGCAUGUGAAAGAGGUAACAUAUCUAUUGUGAGACACAUCUUAUCCCUGAAAACAUGUGAUAUCAACAGACGGGGAGGAGAGCGGAAACAAACACCAAUGAUGAUGGCAUUGAAAGGAGGACACAAUGCUGUUUAUCAUCUCCUUGUAUCUGAGGGUGCAGACCUGACCCUUACUGAUGAAUACAAUACAGACUGUCUGAUGUUGGCAUGUGAAAGAGGUAACAUAUCUAUUGUGAGACACAUCCUAUCUCUGAAAACAUGUGACAUCAACAGACGCGGAGGUGAGGAGAAACAAACACCAAUGAUGAUGGCAUUGAAAGGAAAAUACUAUGAUAUAUAUCAUCUCCUUGUUUCUGAGGGUGCAGACCUGUCCCUUGUUGAUAAGAACAACACAGACUGUCUGAUGUUGGCAUGUGAUAGAGGUAACUUAUCUAUUGUGAGACACAUCCUAUCCCUGAAAACAUGUGACAUCAACAGACGGGGAGGAGAGCGGAAACAAACACCAAUGAUGAUGGCAUUGGUAGAAGGACACAAUGCUGUUUAUCAUCUCCUUGUAUCUGAGGGUGCAGAUCCGACCCUUACUGAUAAAUACAACACAGACUCUCUGAUGUUGGCAUGUGAAAGAGGAGACAUAUCUAUUGUGAGACACAUCCUAUCCCUGAAAACAUGUGAUAUCAACAGACGGGGAGGAGAGAAGAAACAAACACCAAUGAUGAUGGCAUUGAAAGGAGGACACAAUGAUGUUUAUCAUCUCCUUGUAUCUGAGGGUGCAGAUCUGACCCUUACUGAUGAAUACAACACAGACUGUCUGAUGUUGGCAUGUCAAGGAGGUUACACAUCUAUUGUGAGACACAUCCUAUCCAUGAAAACAUGUGACAUCAACAGACGAGGAGGAGUGAAGAAACAAACACCAAUGAUGAUGGCAUUGAAAGGAGGACACUAUGAUGUUUAUCAUCUUCUUGUAUCUGAAGGUGCAGAUCUAACCCCUACUGAUGAAUGCAACAGGGACUGAUAGUCUGUAUUGGAUAUUGAAUGGGAAUGUCAAUCAAUUUGGGAACAAGGUUUUGGACAGUGUGUGUGAGAGCUAGGUGGUGAACACCAAUGGGCCCUGCCAUGACACCACCCGGACACCUUCGUGUCGGCUUGACACUGUUAUGUUUGUUGAUCACCCUACUUGUUGAGAGUUGGAAUAGAGAGGUAACACAUCUGUAGUGAAACAUGUCUUGUCAAUGAAAGCAUGUGACACCAACAGACAGUUUGUUGAUCACCCUACUUGUUGAGAGUUGGAAUGUAGGGAGGUAUCACAUCUACAGUGAAACAUGUCUUGUCAAUGAAAGCAUGUGACACCAACAGACAGUUUGUUGAUCACCCUACUUGUUGAGAGUUGGAAUGUAGGGAGGUAUCACAUCUAUAGUGAAACAUGUCUUGUCAAUGAAAGCAUGUGACACCAACAGACAGUUUGUUGAUCACCCUACUUGUUGAGAGUUGGAAUGUAGGGAGGUAUCACAUCUAUAGUGAGACAUGUCUUGUCAAUGAAAACAUGUGACAUCAACAGACAGCUUGUUGAUCACCCUACUUGUUGAGAGUGGACAUGUAGAGAGGUAUCACAUCUUUAGUGAAACAUGUCUUGUCAGUGAAAACAUGUGAUAUUAACAGACAGUUUAUAGUCCUCUUUGUCCGAGGGAGAGGCGGAUCUUCUGAUUUACCCGAGGAAAUAAACUUGUAUAUCCUUUUCUGUGUGAUAUCUUGUGGGAUUAACAGUGUGAAAGUUCUGUCAAUGACUUAUUUUCGUUGACAUUGUUAUAUUGUCGAUAUUUGUUAUGUGGGGUUCCACUUGAUUCAUGAUAAUGAUUCAUGGAGUUGAUAUAUGUGUAUCUACAGUUUGUACAUACAGUUCAAUUCACAUAGUUUGCAGAAGUUCGAUCGUCCCUUCUGCUUGAAUAGCCCACGAGCCAGCUCUGUGCUCUGUGCUCUGUCCAUGCUUUUAUUCCCAUUCUUUUUUCGAGGGAGCGACGGUUGCUGGAACAGCCCACGAGCCAGCAGUCUGUUCUGCUCUGUGUUCGUGAUCACUUACGUUCUUUAUGCUUUUAAACAUAGCAUGUGGUGACCCAUUCUCUGUUCAUACAGGCUAAAAGUAUAGAUCCUAAAUGUCAUUGGCUAAUAUAAGUAUAAAUGCACAGUUAAUAGUUAUACGUGAGUAGUAACAAUUCAGUUGAAAUAGUGCACACUCAAAUGCGAUUGUGUGGACGCCUAUCAAGUAUAGACAAUUGGGAUUAGUAAGUUCCUGGUUGAAGGGUGAUAGCCAAGGGGCAUUUAGCACACGAUAGAGUUUUGUUUACAACCCUGACAUCUCUGCAUGGUGUUUCUGAACACUUAUUAAAAUCAGAACAAAAUUAAAUAGUUUGAUAAUAAUCACGAUAAUAUUAACUGCAUUACCUGAAUUAAUUAUACUUGAAAGAGCACUAUGCUUAUUGUAUGAGGGGAUGUGUUAUCAAAAAUGUGCCUCAAUUUCUAAAUUGUACCAUGAUUCACAUUCUCCCAAAACAGAAAAGGUGUCCAGACCUGAAACCUAUGAACUGUAACAUGGACUCGUUGGCACAACAUAUGUGUUGUAUAACAUUGUAUAUAAACCAUUGCGCCAUUGUCUCAUUUGUCUCUUAAAACAAGUUACUGCUGGUGAAGUUAAGACAACACACAUAAAUGAUUGUUUCUCUAUUUUGUGGAUCAGGGUCUACAGGUCUAUUUUAACAUGAUGUAAAUUAUGUAAUCUGGUACGUGUGACAUGCAUUUGAUGUAACCUAGUUUGUAUAGGUAUUAAUCAUGUGGUUUAGAUAGCAUUGUACGGAUAUUAAUCAUGUGGUGUAUAUAGCGGUGUAUGGAUAUUAAUCAUGUGUAUAUAGCAUUAUAU